Molecule: messenger RNA, 756 nt
Organism: Penicillium subrubescens
Lineage: Eukaryota; Fungi; Ascomycota; Eurotiomycetes; Eurotiales; Aspergillaceae
Exons: 4
Coding region: 1-756 (251 amino acids)
Cellular component (GO): EMC complex
Source: RefSeq, a predicted model, not a curated record
AUGUCCAUCCUCCUCCCCCUCCUCUGGCUCUGCCACCUCGCAAACGCAGCCCUAACAAUCUCCAUCCCCCCCCUCCACCCACCUCCCAAACCCCCAUAUCCUCCCCGCAACCACCCACGCAACCCUCACCACCCUCCCCGCCGCCGGCGCCGCCACAUCCUCACCACCUCGCUCACGCGUGGCUCGACACUAGUCUUCAAUGACAUUCCCGCCGGUCAUCCCGAAUCCUAUCUGCUGGACAUUCGCGGUGGUGAAUACGUGUUCGCCCCGUAUCGGGUUGAUGUCGCGGCUGAUGGAUCGGUGAUGGGUGUUUGGGAGACGUUCCGGGGUAAUCCGUGGGAGAAUCGGGGGGCGGAGAAAUAUGUUGUUGAUGUCGCUGGUGCUGGGGCUGGGAAGAAGGCGGCUGAUGUUGUGGUUGAGGCGAAGGUUUUGGGGAAGAAGGGGUUCUAUGAGGAGAGGGCUAAGUUCUCGCCGUUGAGCCUGGUCAAGAAUCCCAUGAUUCUGAUGGCUAUCGUGGCCCUUGUUCUUACUCUGGGCAUGCCCAAGCUGAUGGAGAAUAUGGACCCCGAAAUGCGCGCCGAAUUCGAACAACAAUCCCGCGCCUCCCCCAUAACCGGUGCUACCACCAAUGCCAUGACUGGCGGUGGCUUCGAUCUCGCUGGGUGGAUGGCCGGUACCGCACCUAACCCAAUGACUAGUGCCGAGGGUGCGACGGGUCGAGAGACUACUACUGGCUCUGCGCGGAAGCGUGGUUAA